UUUUGGCUGUUGACUGCAGACUUCAAGGGUACAUGCACAUAUCUUUUCGUUUCAAAAAUGGGUCUUCUGAUAACAUUUUUGAGCAUCGUUGCAUUAUGCAUUACAAGAAAUGUGGCUCAGCAGUGCUCACCGUCUCUCCCCACAACUCUGCAAGGCUUAGGCGGAGACAAUCCUCUACAGGCUGACGGUGUAUGGUACACGUAUCGCCAAAUGGGUAGAAAUUAUUCCACCGCAGCACAAAUUCAAAUCACUAGCGUAGCGCCUUAUCCCGAUCCAGUCACGAGUCAGCCAGGAUAUCUCCAAUGGUGGCAGAUCUUCCCAGAUACAUCCGCCACACCUUGUUUGCAUCAGUUUUGGACAGAAUCAUACACCACGGGCGGACUACAAAUCGGUGACUUGGGCGGAUCGGAUGACAAUUACAUUAUGCGUCCAACGGAUUUCGUGGUUAUGUACCACGAUUACCAGAACCUUAUGAUAAGCUAUGGAUGCAGCAAGCCACAGGCGGACGGUGUCCAUUGCGCCACGCGCACCAUCGUCGCUCAAACUCGCAAGCGACCAGACCAGUUAUCAACGUCCGAAAUGGAUAAUUUGGACAGCAUCAUCAAUUCCGCAUUCUCCAAAUACUGCGUUACAGUGCAGAAUGUACCAAAAGAUGUAUACGGACCAAAGGGCUCUUGUGCUGCUAUGGAACCACCGUUUUGCAUUGGGCAGGAUACUCAAGGAAUGAGGAACACCAUUAGAAACACCACAACUUCAACGGCAACCACUGCGCCAUCUGGAAGUGGAAGUACUGUUACGACGUCAGGGUGUAAAUGGCCGAAUUCGAUGCCUUCCCCGGGUCAAAUUGACAAUAGUUUGGUCAAUGGGACUUUCUUUGUCUAUCGACGAGUUUUCUCCAUUGAACCAAAUCCAGUGAAUAUGAUGGCUGACUUUCACAUCGUGGGACCAUCCGCUUCUCCUCUGAUUAACGCUUCAGCACAGACGUUCUGGGCGGAAUACUCCAGUUAUCACGACUUUAGCUCAUACGACUGCGUGCACGGUUUCUUCGUGGGGCAAAUCCAGGGCACCGGCUUCACAUUCGGUCUGAUCCUGCCAUAUACCACCGCACCACAACCGUAUUCGAACAUGUACCUGGUUGUGGACGCCACCCAAAACUUGUUCUAUGGAUGUGGUUCGCAAAAUCUGCAGACCGGUGUCUGUGAUUAGCCAAUAUUUGUGCACCUUAUUCGGACCAAUCCGUUGCAGCUAUCUCAGGCUGAUAAAGCUGCUCUGGACGCUGUGGAAGAUCGCUUCCUUAAUCAAUACGGCUGCAGUGCUGCUAAGGAUGUUACGCUGAUUUCUCACACAGCGGACAAGCCGUUAUGUAAAGCGAUACCUGCGACCGACUGCAUGCAGAAUCACAUCACAGGAUAUGAGCAAGUUCUGACCUUCCUAAAUGGUUGAUCCUAAAUGGGUGAUAACUUUGAGGUCUUUAUAGAGACUGCCAUGAGACAUGGCGUGGUUAUUUUCUUUCGCGAACUGCGAUCACGGCUAACCGUGAGAUAAGAAGUACUGUAUGUUAAAUCUCUUAGUAAUAAUUUUUUGUCGCCAUGCGGUGCUGAAGUGGAAUGUUGUUCAAAAUGCCAGAGUACUGCAUUUUUAUUGACCUUUGAAGGUUUCACUCGUUUAUACGCU
Messenger RNA from Paramacrobiotus metropolitanus, 1674 nucleotides. RefSeq lists its product as uncharacterized. Lineage: Eukaryota; Metazoa; Tardigrada; Eutardigrada; Parachela; Macrobiotidae. The transcript is spliced from 7 exons. Bases 58 to 1206 code for a protein of 382 amino acids. The record is from RefSeq and is a predicted model, not a curated record.